This is a messenger RNA of Tauraco erythrolophus (red-crested turaco), 783 nucleotides long. The record is from RefSeq and is a predicted model, not a curated record. NCBI's taxonomy places the organism in Eukaryota, Metazoa, Chordata, Aves, Musophagiformes, Musophagidae.
AUGAGUGUCUUGGAAAACAUUGGGAAAAAUAUUAUCAUGGAUGAUGUGAAAAUUAAAGAGAUUCUAGAAAGCUUCCUAGAAUCUUUUUUUCGUUCUGGAAAACUGUUGACUCUUCUCCCUGAUUGUGUGGCUGAUAUUUUGAACUUACAUAAUGACCACACUGAGAGAAACCUUACAGGUAUCAAGGAGAAACUGCGUUCCCUUGAUUGUAUUGAAAGAGAUGAGGAAUACUUUGCCUACAUGACAGUCAGGAAGGCCAAAAUCAGCCAGCCAGAGCUAGGCAGACAGCGGCUGCCUGAAGAUGUGGACGUGACAUCGCAUAGACGCUGCCUGAAAUCCUCUGUGGGCUCCUGCUGCCAUCAGGUCCCCUGGUGUCGACGACUCGCAGCACCAUGGGGCUUUAUUUCCUUGGGUCCAGCAGUGAACAAACGUGCACCUCAGGUCCUAGAGCAGUACAGUUCCACCUGCUAUGGGGCUGAAAUCAAAAUAAUCCACUCUGAUGGACCACAGAUUUCUCCAAAGGAGGGCUGCUUGGGCCACUGGGACUUAACAGAUCAGAUCCAAAUAGAGUCAGUGGACAGCAGUAGGUGCGGACAUGAUGAUGAAGAUGAGAAGCUCAGAAAUUACACAUCUGUGUCUCGCAGCACAGCUGUUUCAUAUGUGCUUUUUGGUUCAUCAAAUGUCUUCUGGUUCGUAAACAUCUUCUCUGCCACAGGAUUGGCUAUUGCAGCUACUGUUAAUAAACCGAGAUCUGAGCACAAUUCUGAUUCAAGGGAGAUAAAA